Molecule: messenger RNA, 874 nt
Organism: Vespa velutina
Lineage: Eukaryota; Metazoa; Arthropoda; Insecta; Hymenoptera; Vespidae
Product: c-Myc-binding protein
Exons: 3
Coding region: 129-410 (93 amino acids)
Biological process (GO): regulation of DNA-templated transcription
Cellular component (GO): nucleus
Molecular function (GO): transcription coactivator activity
Source: RefSeq, a predicted model, not a curated record
UAUUUACAGUAUGAAGAAAUUGUACUGAAUUUGAAGGAGAAAUAACUGAAAAGAGAAUAGAAUUUUCUUCUAUUAGUAAAACUUUACGAGAGUGCAAUAAAUAUACGAUUCCAAGUAAAAAAUUAACGAUGUCUACAUUUAAGCCAAGUGAUUCUAAAAAAGAGGAAUUCCGAAAAUAUUUGGAAAGAGCAGGCGUUAUGGAUGCCCUUACUAAAGUACUUGUAUCGCUGUAUGAGGAAACAGAAAAACCAAAUGAUGCGUUAGAGUAUAUACGUAAGAAUCUUGGAGACAUAACCGAAAACAGUCUAGAAAUUAAUACAUUAAAGAAGGAAUUAGACGAUGCUAGAGCAAAGAUUACUGAAUUAAGAGAAAAACUAGUUAAAUAUGAACUAGACGAAGCAAAUGAUUAAAUGCAGAUUUUCUCACAUUUAUAUUAAUAAAAUAAUAAUGGAAACUGAAUAUUAACUAAGCACUGACAGAAUUACACUAAUUAUAUCUUUGUAUAUGUAUUUUCAAUAUUUUUAAAAUUUAAUUGUAUAAAAAAUAUAAAAAUCUGAAAAUAAUUGUCUCAAAUCAUCUAACUAUAAAAAUGACUUCAUUUUUUAAAUUGUUUCACGAUUUAAUUAAACCUAAAUUUAUGAUAAUUGUACUUUACAUUUUACACAUACUAUCAUAUAAUAGCAUUUAAUUAUCAAAAUUAAUAGCUAUGAUGCCAAUAAUUCAGAUUUAAAUUUAAAUAAAUAUUUUCCAUACCAAAAAUUAUAUAGUACUAGUAGUAUUUCCUCCAGUAUUAUAUUCUAUGAUCUCACAUGUAUUCUUUUACAUUUACAUCCAUUAGCAAAGUAUUAUUACAAUAAUAAUAUUUAUUCAGUAA